AAAAUCCAACUGUACCACUUCUUCGUUCAUAAUAAACAAAGCGUCAUUUCAAUUACAAAAAAUCAGUAAAUUAAUUAUUAUUCGUGAUUUUAAUUAAUUUAAUUCGUGGUUAAAACAAGCCACAACAAUUAUUCGAUUCGUAUUCGUAUAAAACGCACAUUCAAAUACCAUAAAUAUUCGUAUUGCAACAAAAUACUGGUACUAACCUCAAAAUUAAAUGUAUUCCGCCGUGUAAAUAAUAAAAACUUUCCGUAAACACAAUGAAAUCUUCCGACGAAAUUGAAAUCAUUGAUUCGAUAAUAAGCGGCAGUAACAUAUUCUUUAAAGAUGAGUCCCUGGACAUCGACUUUAGAAAUUGUCAACCGAUCAGCACCUGUAUGAUAUUCGAUUAUAUGUCUGGCGAAGCGGAAUCAAUUACCGGUGGUUCUGAAGGGAAAAAGAAUAAGAGGAAAUCAACUACACCAAAACGAACAGCCAAUGAAGAUAGAGUCACUGGCAGUGACGAUACCAAUGCGAUUCCGUGGAUAAAGCAGGAGAAUUUGGUGUCAACGGAAGUGACGGAAGUCACCGCUAAAAAGGACGAAACCAGCGCAGACAAAACUACGGCAGGCGCUGCACCCAGACCACAAAAGGCCCCAUCCAAAUCAAAUUACGAAUAUCUCUGCCAUAAUUGUAAUGUGUGCUUCUCGUCACGAGGCGAUUUUGAGUCACAUUACAGAAAUUCCUACCAAAAAACACCUCUGUACACGUGCAUACAAUGCAAAAAGCAAUUGCAAAAUAUUCGAUCGUUCCGCGGUCACAUCUACCGGCACAUAGCAACCUCCUAUCAACAUCAGUGUGCCACAUGUUCGCGUAAAUUCGGCAGUGCAGAAUUGUUGGAGCAACACCAGCGAAUUCAUCUGGUUGUUCAGCAAAAGUGUGUCGAUUGUGGAGUGGAAUUUUCUAGUUUUGAUGAGCUGAAACAACAUCGGCGAGAGCAUCGAACGGCUGAGAAAUUGAAAAACAAGGACUUGAAGUGGAAGUGUGUUGAUUGUGGUAAAAUGCUGAUGAACCGCAGCAGUCUGUUUAUGCACGAGAAAAUUCACAAAGACCGUCAAUACAGCUGUGAACAUUGUUCGCAAAAAUUCGUUCAGAAAAACAAUUUGCUCAACCACGUCAAAACGCAUACAAAAGAUAAGAAAUUCCCGUGCACCAUUCCACAUUGCGGUAAAACAUUUGUUGGCAAAUCUCAACUGUUGCGUCACCACACAUUUCAUGUGAACAUCAGAAAUUUCAAAUGUGAGACUUGCAGUAAACUGUACAAAUCAGAAAGGGAUCUGAAAGUCCAUUCGUUAAUUCAUUCCGUCCAACGGCCACACGCUUGCAUUCAUUGCAACAAAACGUUUCUCAGCAGUUCGAAGCUGAAGCAGCAUUUCAACAUCCAUACCGGCGCUCGACCCUACAAGUGCAAGUAUUGCCAAAAAGAUUUCACCAACUUUCCGAAUUGGCUGAAGCACAUCCGUCGACGACACAAAGUCGACCAUAAGACCGGCGAACAAUUGGAAGAAAUGCCGAAUUUUCUGAUCAAAGACCGAAAGGAGAAUAAGGAACGGAAUGGUGGCGCCGGUGGACGCGAAGAGAAUGGUAAACAAAGGAAAACCAAAAAGAAGCAAACAACCAAAAUACCAAAAAUCGAACAAACCGAUCCGGUGGAAGUGUCACUGACAAUGUCAUUGGAUGACACACUGCCGCUGAACACUUCGGACGAUCUGGAACGGGCUGCCUCGUUGCUGAUGCAGCAAACAUUGGACAUGGAAGAGAAUGAUCCGCGGUUCAACUGUUUGCCACAGGAUGUAAGUGAUAUUCCCGAGCAAAGUCUGUAUCAUGUUAACGACUACAUGACCGACCAAAUAAUAUUUUCAACCGCUAUUACCGAACCAAAUAUACCGUCGACAUUUGGCCAGUUUUUCUCGUAUUCGUCGGCACCAAUCACCGACGAUGAUCAGACUAAAAUCACGCUGCCGCCAAUAACCACAAUGAAAAACAAGCGAAAUCUGAUUGAUCAUUCCACGCAGCAAUUGUUUUCGACCAAUGUACUGUAAGUCUUGAGCAAUUUUCUCACAUUUUAUCCAUGUAUCGUCAGUCAAUUUCCAUUUACAUAAACAUGUGUGUGGUACGUGCCCACUUUUG
Molecule: messenger RNA, 2169 nt
Organism: Bradysia coprophila
Lineage: Eukaryota; Metazoa; Arthropoda; Insecta; Diptera; Sciaridae
Source: RefSeq, a predicted model, not a curated record